AUGUUAUCCAAAUCUAAAUCGCGAAAAAUAGACCAAAGUAUAUUCACAAAUCUAGUCCUAACUGAUUUAAUAAACAAUGUUGUUGAGUGCGCCAAAACAUCUUCGUCUAAUAAUAAUCCUGGAUCUGAAUUGCAGGACAAUUCAGAUCCUAAAUUACAAGAACAUGAACGUGCAUCACAUGUUCAAGAAUUUGAAUCCAAAUUGCAAGAAAAAACUGACUCAAAAUC
Molecule: messenger RNA, 227 nt
Organism: Racocetra persica
Lineage: Eukaryota; Fungi; Glomeromycota; Glomeromycetes; Diversisporales; Gigasporaceae
Source: the annotation of a GenBank genome assembly